UUUGUCUUUCUAAAUUGUUUGUGUUCUGAGUGAAGUUUGUGCGUUUUCUUUGUCUCAUGGGGUCAGAAGUGGCUGUUUGGUGAGCUUCCUUCUUUCUUCAAGAAGUCUGGUGGGUCAUUCAGUUCCGUUUUCAGCUCUGAUCGCUGCCGAAAAAUGGAAGCCGUGGUCCGACUGUUGUUGCUGUUAGUAGGAGUCGCUCAGGGUACAGAGACUUUCUGUGAUUCAAGACAGGAUAAAGUUCAGUGUUAUGGAGCUGAUGGUGGAACUGUGUUCAUACAGCUGAUCAACAAAGACACAGAGACAGACAAUAAAUUUGAAUGGAAGAAGGAUAACUUGGUAUUACUUAAAGGGAAAAAAAAUUCCAUACUAUCUAAUGAAUUGGAGAACAGAUCUUCAUUUUUUUUCAACAAUGGAACAUUUAUGAUUAAAAACCUGAGUAAAAGUGACAGCGGUGAAUAUGAACUCACACUGUAUAACUCAGAGGGAAAGAUUAUCAAAAAACGGUCUACAAGGUUAACUGUUAAUGAAAGGAAUCCACUGUCCAUCCUGGCUGUCUUGCUUUCACUUCUGUUAAUCUGCUUAAUUGCUGGAACUGUUGUCAUCUGUGUCUUGAAAAAAAACAAAAACAAAGGUGAUCAUCAAAUAAUCUAUGCUGAAGUUCAGAUGAAGCAGCAGCAGAAGAAGAGGAGCGUCUCUGAAAAGUUAGAAGUGGAGGUGGAGUACAGUGAAGUGAAGUUUGCAGAGCGCCCUCAUCAGACUGAGCCUGCAAAUUAUGAAGCGUUCAAAGGAGAUUCAAGUUGAGGAAGAUGAAGAGAUCCGCAGGAUCUUCCUAAAAGAUGCACUUUGAUCUGUUUGUAUGCAGCUGCCCUGAUUUUCUCUUCUUUUUCUCUAUAUUAAUGUGGGUUACAUUGAGAGAACAUGAGAAUGUGAGGAAACUGCUGUAAUUUCUUCCUUUGGCUUCUUUUUGUUCAGUGCUUGAUAUAUGGGCCUCGAAAUAAGACAUCUUAAAAGCUAUUCUAUGUUAUUUAAAGAUGGUAUUGUUUGUUUUUCAUCAUUUCUCAGUAACACAAAGCAGCAAAUUGAUCAAAAGAACCACAUGAUCCACAAAAUGGAAAAACAAGCUCUGUUUGUGAUGAACAAAGGAAAACGUUUGGAAGCUUCUUGAUAACAGCUCACAUACUCACUUACAUAUGUUUUAAAGUUAUAGAAAAGAAACCCAGACUCUUAAACUUUAAAUGAUUGCAAAAAAGGAUAAUAUGAAUUUAAUAAAACAUAAGCAGGACCAUCACUUCUUCUGUCUGGACAAAGUCAGUCAAAGUUGUUCCAAACUGAAACUUAACUCAAACUCAGUUUGUUGUCUCUAAGAAAAAUCAACAAAACUGCAAAAAUUCACAUCCUGAAUGUGAUUCAGAGGCAACCAAUUAAAAAAUUGAAGCCAUCGUUCUCCAGAUUCCUUAGUUUCAUAUUCUUUUGAUCAAGAAAGUAGACAGAAAAGCACACUACAGAUGUGAGACUGAAAAAAAAACUCAACUGUUUUCUAUACUGUUAGUUAUUUGUGUUUCAUUUGCUUGUUGACUUUCUGUUUUUUGCACCUGGAUGCUAAGCAUGUUCUUUCUAGUUGUGACAUGUACAAAGUCCCUAAUCUAUUAAUUAGCAUGUUGUUUAACCAACAUCAAGGAUGGACACGUCAUUAGCCUUUCAGAAGCAGUUUGUCUUUGUAUUUUCUUUGCUGAUGGUUCAGUGCUGUGCAGCAUUUGUGAGGAUAGAAUUUUACGUUGUUUGAUUAUUUUGCUCUUUUUGAAAAUUCUCUUUUUUGCAGAUGCACAAUUUAUAAAGUAACAAAUAAAAAUUUGUAGAAAAAGAAAAA
Oryzias latipes (Japanese medaka) is the source of this 1867-nucleotide messenger RNA. The record is from RefSeq and is a predicted model, not a curated record. NCBI's taxonomy places the organism in Eukaryota, Metazoa, Chordata, Actinopteri, Beloniformes, Adrianichthyidae.